CGGAAGUGCUGUGAUACCGACUUCCUGUUAUAGGUGGGGGGUGGGGGGCUAGCCAUUCGGUGUGCGAUUGUCUGGGGCGGCCUGGGGCUGCCCGGAGCGGCUGACCCUCUGCCAGCGGGGACGGGAGUCGCCAGGAGGCCGUCAUGGCGGUGUCGGAGAGCCAGCUCAAGAAGAUGGUGUCUAAGUACAAAUACAGAGACCUAACUGUACGUGAAACUGUCAAUGUUAUUACUCUAUACAAAGAUCUCAAACCUGUAUUGGAUUCAUAUGUUUUUAAUGAUGGCAGUUCUAGGGAACUAAUGAACCUCACUGGAACGAUUCCUGUGCCUUACAGAGGUAAUACAUAUAAUAUUCCAAUAUGCCUGUGGCUGCUGGACACAUACCCGUAUAACCCCCCUAUCUGUUUUGUUAAGCCUACUAGUUCAAUGACUAUUAAAACAGGAAAGCAUGUUGAUGCAAAUGGGAAAAUAUAUCUCCCUUACCUGCAUGAAUGGAAACAUCCUCAGUCAGACUUGCUGGGGCUUAUUCAGGUCAUGAUUGUAGUGUUCGGAGAUGAACCUCCUGUCUUCUCUCGUCCUACUGUCUCAGCAUCCUACCCACCAUACCAGGCAACAGGGCCACCAAAUACUUGUCAAACUAAUGGAGUUUUUGGAAGUAUUCUGAGGCCCCACAUCUGCAUGUACAGAUUCCUAUCGAAGCUGGAGUUUGGGCUCCCAUUUGUGGGUAGAAGUCUAACCUCCUACAUGCCAGGCAUGCCCAGUGGAAUUUCUGCAUACCCAUCUGGAUACCCUCCCAAUCCCAGUGGUUACCCAGGGUGUCCUUACCCACCUGGUGGUCCAUACCCUGCCACAACAAGCUCCCAGUACCCUUCUCAGCCUCCUGUAACCACUGUUGGUCCCAGCAGAGAUGGAACCAUCAGUGAGGACACCAUCCGGGCCUCUCUCAUUUCAGCAGUCAGUGACAAACUAAGAUGGAGAAUGAAGGAAGAAAUGGAUCGUGCCCAGGCGGAGCUUAAUGCCUUAAAACGAACAGAGGAAGACCUGAAAAAAGGACAUCAGAAACUGGAAGAGAUGGUCACCCGCUUGGAUCAAGAAGUAGCUGAAGUUGAUAAAAACAUAGAACUUUUGAAAAAGAAGGAUGAAGAACUCAGUUCUGCUCUGGAGAAAAUGGAAAAUCAAUCGGAAAACAAUGAUAUUGAUGAAGUUAUCAUUCCCACAGCCCCACUAUAUAAACAGAUUCUCAAUCUCUAUGCAGAGGAAAAUGCUAUUGAAGACACUAUCUUUUACCUGGGAGAAGCCUUGAGGCGGGGCGUCAUAGACCUGGAUGUCUUCCUGAAGCAUGUACGUCUUCUGUCCCGUAAACAGUUCCAGCUGAGGGCACUAAUGCAAAAAGCAAGAAAGACUGCCGGUCUUAGUGACCUCUACUGACUUCUCUGAUACCAGCUGGAGAUUGACCUCUUCUAGAGCAUUCUUUCUUCUCUUCCUUUCUCUUAUCAGUAGGUGCCCAGAAUAAGUUAUUGCAAUUUAUCAUUCAAGUGUAAAAUAUUUUGAAUCAAUAAUAUAUUUUCUGUUUUCUUUGGGUAAAGACUGGCUUUUAUUAAUGCACUUUCUAUCCUCUGUAAACUUUUUUGUGCUGAAUGUUGGGACUGACUAUGCUAAAUAAAAUUUGUUGCAUACUU
Messenger RNA from Cavia porcellus (domestic guinea pig), 1678 nucleotides. RefSeq names its product tumor susceptibility 101 (gene Tsg101). Lineage: Eukaryota; Metazoa; Chordata; Mammalia; Rodentia; Caviidae. Gene Ontology annotation, cellular component: ESCRT I complex. The record is from RefSeq and is a predicted model, not a curated record. The coding region runs from base 144 to 1427 and encodes 427 amino acids. Gene Ontology annotation, biological process: protein modification process; endosome to lysosome transport; protein transport. The transcript has 11 exons. Gene Ontology annotation, molecular function: ubiquitin binding.